Molecule: messenger RNA, 530 nt
Organism: Lathyrus oleraceus (garden pea)
Lineage: Eukaryota; Viridiplantae; Streptophyta; Magnoliopsida; Fabales; Fabaceae
Product: protein cornichon homolog 4
Exons: 4
Coding region: 90-500 (136 amino acids)
Biological process (GO): vesicle-mediated transport
Source: RefSeq, a predicted model, not a curated record
UUUCCGAAAAAGAAGGAAGUUAGUUUAAGAAAAGCAAAGUAGAAGGAGAAACAAACAGAGAGAGGGGGAGGCAUGCAGUGGUGGACGUUAUGGCGGAAGUGUUUUAUUGGAUACUAUCCUUUGUUCUAAUUUUGACCAUUUUUUGUCUCCUGGGUUACCAGCUUAUAUUGUUGGUGGAUUUGGAGUUUGAUUAUAUAAAUCCUUAUGAUUCAACAUCUAGGAUAAACCAGGUUAUCUUGCCAGAGUUUUUCAUGCAAGCAAUCUUAUGCUUUCUCAAUCUUUUCGGAGGACAUUGGUUUAUAUUCUUCAUUUCUCUCCCUUGCCUCUAUUACAAUGCCACCUUGUACAUUAAAAGACAGCACUAUGCAGACGUUACAGAAAUCUACAAUAAGCUGAAUUUUGAGAAAAAGAAACGUCUGUUCAAAGUUGGGCAUCUCUUUGUGAUAUUUAUCCUUUCUAUAUUGAGCUUGGUGUGGUCCCUCGCCGACGAAGUGCGUUAACCUGUCUACUUACCUUCUAAGCAUAUACGG